CUGGAUUGUGCACAGUGAGGGAUUAUGUAUAUCUGAAUGAUACAUAUAUUCUGGUUUGUGAAAACGGAUGCUGCUUCGGUUGUUGGCUUUAUGUAUAUAUACAUACAUAUAACCAGCCCCUUUCAUCCAGGAAGUAAAUGAGACGUCAGGGUCAAUGGAAUCAAAUGCAAAGGCCCGAGAAAGGGGGAGGGAAAAGGGAAGGAGAAAGGGAAAGAAUGGCCGGCGAGGAGAAGCGGGAGGCACUCGGAGCCUCUGCAAGAGGAUUUUGGUAAUCGCUUUGUUUCCCCAGUGGCUGCGAUGUGCAUAGGCAAUGAAUGACUCCGCUGCUGUUAUUACUGCUGCUGCUGCACGUGCCUAUAUAACCCAGUCCGGGCAGCAUCCCCAAAGCCAGCCGGAUCCAAGGGCUGCUGUUGCUGCUGCCCCCUCAGGCCAAGCCACCUAGCCGUCAAUGUCCAUAGGGGGUUGCUGCUAUCGCCGCCGCCGCCAUUGCGUCUGUUUAGGAUUGCCGAAGGGAAGAGGGCCCACGGGGAGGCCUUGCCGUUCCUGCUGCUCUUCCUCUGCAGGAGGAAGAGCAGGAUGCUGCACAAACCGCGGCUUUGAACUAUGGAAGGAGUUCUGUACAAGUGGACCAAUUACAUCACAGGCUGGCAGCCUCGCUGGUUUGUUCUCGAAAGCGGGAUAUUGUCUUACUACGAUUCACAGGACGAUGUUUGCAAAGGCAGCAAAGGAAGUAUAAAGAUGGCAGUGUGUGAAAUCAAAGUUCAUCCAACAGACAGCGCCAGAAUGGAAUUAAUCAUCCCAGGAGAACAGCAUUUCUACAUGAAAGCUGUUAAUGCAGCUGAACGACAGAGGUGGCUAGUAGCACUGGGGAGCUCAAAAGCCUGUUUGACAGACACCAGAACAAGAAAAGAAAAAGAAGUUAAUGAAACCAAUGAAUCUCUGAAAACCAAAAUGUCUGAGCUUCGUCUCUACUGUGACCUCUUAAUGCAGCAGGUCCAUACAAUACAAGAAUAUGUUCACCAUGAUGAGAAUUGCUCGUCGUCCAGCAUUGAGAAUAUGAAUGAAGCAUCUUCCUUGCUCAGUGCCACCUGUGACACGUUUAUCACGACACUUGAAGAAUGUGUGAAAAUAGCAAAUGCCAAGUUGAAGCCAGAGAUGUUUCAAUUGUCUCAUCCUGAUCCCUUAGUUUCUCCUGUGUCACCUUCACCUGUACAAAUGAUGAAACGUUCUGUUAGCCACCCAGGUACUUGUAAUCCAGAGAGGAGCAGUCACUCUAUAAAAGAAUCAAAUUCAUCUUCUCACCGGUUAUCUCAAAGGUGGAGAAGGGCAGUCUCUGAUAUGGAACCCUCUAUAGAUAUUCCCCUUGAAGAUACAGAUAGCUGCAAAAUGUGUGUGUGGAGGUCAUCUUGGGAAAAUUCAGGGGCAGAUUUGCAAAAUUCAUGCCACUGGUGGAUUUCCCUUCCCAAUGGUCACCAGUUGGCAGGUGCCAUUUCCAUCCCCUCCCCCAAGCUCCUAGAGCAGCCACCACAAGAGGAACUCCAGGUGUGGACCAGCAUAUUGUUCCAGACGUACUCUCAAUGGAGAUUUGGCACUUUCAGCCAUUCCUGACGCAACUUUAUUGGUUUCGAAGAAACAAUCAGAACUUGAAGAGACUCUUCCACCGACUUCCUGAAGAAAUGGAGGGAUCCCUUUUCUCUAAGUAACGCUAUGCAAAAGCUGCUGUACUUCUACUAUUGUCGUAGGGAGUAGUUAGUUCCCUGUGUGAAGGAUUUCUCUGCACUUUAUAGAAUAAUGUAAAAAACUAACUUUGAAGUGUAUUUUAUCUUUAUAUAGUUUUAUUUCCAAGAAUAUUUUCCUAAAAAGACACACAACCUUCUGUUUGUGCAUUUUUGAAACAAAUUAUGGUUCAAUAGAUAGGUAUGUACCUUUGUAAAUGUGACUCUUUUUAGAAAGUGUGAUGGGCAAAUAACUUAGUUUGGAUAUUCCGAACCUUGACAAAAAAAGUUUUACAUUUGGGGUAGGGAAAAUGUGUGCCAUAAAUGGGAUUGCUGACUUGAUCACAUAGCUAGUUGCUUUACUGGUACCAUAUCCCUUGGCGUACAUUUCACCUCCUGUUGAAUUGAGUGGCAACACUACCUUAUUUUUUUUCCUGGCUCAAGGUUGUAUCUUAUUUCAGUGGGUCCUUUUUCUAACUGUAAGCCUGAGAUAGUAUUACUAAAACAUUGUUUAUUGCCCAUUAAUAUUUUCUCCCCCUUCCAAAGCAAUGGUGUAUAGAAGGGCAUAAUCUCUGACACUUCUAUCUCUUCAGUCCCAUUGAAGUAAAUGGAAGAGUGCAAGGUAAGGGCAUGUCCAGCCAAAAUUAAGCACUUUGAAGUCCCAUUGGUUUUAAUGAGAGAUAUUUAAUCACAAUGAAACCAGUGAUAUUUUAGAUUGCUUAGUUUUGGUUAAGUCUUGUUCUCCAUUCUUAAAUUCCAUCUUUUUUCUUUCUUUCUUUCUAAAAAUGUAUCUGGCUUGCAUCCAAAAUCUGGCCAAUAAAAAGUAAGUGUUGGAUGUACAGUAUUUUUCUAAACAGGCAUAUAAAUUAUCUGAUUUAUGAGGCAUUAUUCUAUACAUGGGGUAAAGGUAUUUUAACGUUUUGAUGUAUUUAUUUCCUUUUGCACCACAAAAUGCCUACUUGUCGUUACUGGGAUGGGGUGGGAGGAAGAGAUGUGAAGCUGUGCUUAAUUGUUGAGGUGUGUUGCAUCACUAAAUAGCAUUGUUUUUUAAAAUCAUUGGGCAUGAUCCAACCAAAGGUGAGCACUUUGAAAUUAAUAGAUAUCAGUUGAAGAGUAAAAUGCAUACUUAACUCUUUCCCAUUUCAGCAAAUGGGACUAAGAUACUUGGCUCUGGCUGGAUUGUGCCCCUCCUUUUCACAUAACAGCAAAAUAUCCUUGAUGUUUUUUUUUUUACCAAAGGGUUAUUUUAGCACAUGUUUCUGAAAUAUGCUCUUCAGCUGCUGUUGUAAUGUAUUCAUAGUUGCAGCUAUACCUUUAUUUAUGACAUAUUUAUACCAAAGGGGGGUGGCUUUUAUCAUGAGUCUAAUAACUUCAGAAGAGCAUAUAUGUACAGCAAUAUUCUCCUCUCAAUUAACUCAAGUGACAAAUAUGAAUUCAUUUCUAAUGAAGCUGAGAAUCAUACUCUUAACUAGAGAAUGAACCACAUAACUUAGCCACCGUCUGUCGUAUAUUGUGGGCCCAAUUUGUCAGAAACCUUUCUUGCGCAGGCUUCGCAAGUGCAAAGAUGAAAUAUGCAGCUUACAUUUCAGCAAGGUUUGGACAGGUGUUUCUGAUGAACUGUGCCCAACGUUGUUAGUGUUUUGAAAUGUAAAUUCUUUGUUUUUGUAUUCACUUUGGGAUAAACUGGGUAUGUAAUGUCUUGGCCAUGGAGCACUUUUUCAAAAAAUGAUAAAAAAAACUGCUUUCUUUUUAAAUAAAGUUAUGUAAGUGUUCAAUAAAUGCAGUUUUUAC
This is a messenger RNA of Rhineura floridana, 3506 nucleotides long. It is a transcript of the gene PLEKHA3, whose product is annotated as pleckstrin homology domain containing A3. The transcript is spliced from 9 exons. The coding region runs from base 604 to 1608 and encodes 334 amino acids. Gene Ontology annotation, cellular component: trans-Golgi network; recycling endosome; early endosome. Gene Ontology annotation, biological process: receptor recycling; retrograde transport, endosome to Golgi; endosome organization. Lineage: Eukaryota; Metazoa; Chordata; Lepidosauria; Squamata; Rhineuridae. The record is from RefSeq and is a predicted model, not a curated record.